CAGCUCACAACACUUGGUGGAGAAGCCCAAAACCCACGAACCCUCUUCUCUCAAAAUGCCACGUUGGAGUUGGAUCAAACCAGAUGUCUAUCCGCUGGUAGCGGCCAUGACGUUUGUGACGAGUAUGUGUGUGUUUCAGCUCACAAGGAACGUCUUCCUGAACCCUGACGUGAGAAUCAACAAGGAUCGCCGGAAAAUGGCAGUGCUCGAAAACCAGGAGGAAGGAGAGAAAUACGCCGAGCAUGGUCUCCGCAAGUUUCUCCGCACACGCCCGCCUGAGAUUAUGCCUACCAUAAACCACUUCUUCUCUAAACCUGAGAACUAAUUCUCUCACUUCAUGGUGGCUAUAUAUGCAUGAAUUCCUUUCUCUAUUCAUAUAUAUGUAGAUGUGCUUAUGGCCUGUUCGAGCUUAACUAUCCAGUUCUGAAUGAUAAUGGAGUACUGAGUUCAAAGCUUUUGAAUGUCUGUGAAUAAACAUUCCUUUUAAUGCUUAAUUUUAAGAGCUUUUGAA
Molecule: messenger RNA, 511 nt
Organism: Nelumbo nucifera (sacred lotus)
Lineage: Eukaryota; Viridiplantae; Streptophyta; Magnoliopsida; Proteales; Nelumbonaceae
Source: RefSeq, a predicted model, not a curated record